AUGCGUCUCACAGCCAUCUUUCUGUCCCUUGCCUCUUUGGCCGUUGCCGCCGAACUCGGCAUCGAAGUCACCCACAAAGUCGAGUGCACCCGCAAGACUCAGAACGGAGACGGUGUCUCCAUGCACUACCGCGGAACACUACAAGCGGAUGGCUCCAAAUUCGACGCCAGCUACGAUCGCAAUGCGCCGCUGAGCUUCAAGCUGGGAACCGGCCGUGUUAUCAAAGGUUGGGACCAGGGUCUCCUCGAUAUGUGCAUUGGCGAGAAGCGCACCCUCACUAUCCCCCCGGAGUUCGGAUACGGCGACCGUGGCGUUGGCCCCAUCCCCGCUGGCUCGACUCUGAUCUUCGAGACUGAGUUGGUCGCCAUCGAUGGCGUUGACAAGGAUGAGCUGUAA
Molecule: messenger RNA, 396 nt
Organism: Penicillium verhagenii
Lineage: Eukaryota; Fungi; Ascomycota; Eurotiomycetes; Eurotiales; Aspergillaceae
Gene: fkbp3
Product: peptidylprolyl isomerase family protein FPR2
Exons: 2
Coding region: 1-396 (131 amino acids)
Biological process (GO): protein peptidyl-prolyl isomerization
Molecular function (GO): peptidyl-prolyl cis-trans isomerase activity
Source: RefSeq, a predicted model, not a curated record